Messenger RNA from Triplophysa dalaica, 6123 nucleotides. Its product is annotated as 1-phosphatidylinositol 4,5-bisphosphate phosphodiesterase beta-1. The transcript is spliced from 32 exons. Gene Ontology annotation, cellular component: cytoplasm; nuclear speck. The record is from RefSeq and is a predicted model, not a curated record. Gene Ontology annotation, biological process: phosphatidylinositol-mediated signaling; memory; lipid catabolic process. The coding region runs from base 341 to 3991 and encodes 1216 amino acids. NCBI's taxonomy places the organism in Eukaryota, Metazoa, Chordata, Actinopteri, Cypriniformes, Nemacheilidae. Gene Ontology annotation, molecular function: phosphatidylinositol-4,5-bisphosphate phospholipase C activity; calcium ion binding; calmodulin binding.
AGGAGGCGCUGGAUCUCAGUGCGCAAAUGAGUCAACGUGUGCGGAGGACGCUCUCAGUCUCUCUCCAUCAUCCAUGACCGCUGUUGUUUCCCUCUGCUGUUCAGUUGCUCCGAUCCGUCCCGAGACACAGGUCUGCGACAUUCAGUCCAGUGAGAGAUGAUGCACUUCAUCUGCUCAUAUUCCAAUGGCUUCUAAAUGAGCAGCCGCGCGCGUAAAGGGCUCCCUGUUCACCAGAAUUGUUUGGCUGUCGUUCCGUGCGCUCCGCUUUGGCUUCUUUUCGGAGAAGAAAGAGGGAAACUCAGAUUCUUCAAGCUGUUUUGGGGGUAAAUGUUGAAGCUGGAUGGCUGGUGCUCAGCCUGGCGUUCAUGCGCUUCAGCUCAAGCCGGUGUGCGUCUCGGAGAGUCUGAAGCGAGGCAGCAGAUUUAUGAAAUGGGAUGAGGAUUCGUCUACUGUGACUCCGGUAACGUUGCGCGUGGAUCCGCAGGGCUUCUUUCUGUACUGGACGGAUCAGAAUAAGGAGACCGACCUAUUGGACAUCACCUACAUCAAAGAUGCAAGAACGGGCAAAUGCACCAAAACCCCAAAGGAGGCGAAGCUUCGAGAGCUUCUGGAUGUGGGGAAUCUUGUGGGACGGAUAGAGAACAGAAUGUUGACCGUGGUGACAGGUCCAGACAUGGUCAAUAUCCAGUACCUGAACUUCAUGGCCUUCCAGGAGGACGUCGCCAGGGAGUGGGCAGACGAGCUUUUCAGUCUGGCGUCCAACCUACUCGCUCAAAACAUGGGCAAAGAAUCAUGUCUGGAGAAAGCUUACACGAGGCUCAAGCUGCAGACCAAUCAGGAGGCUCGGAUCCCCGUGAAAAACAUCUUCCGUAUGUUUUCGGCCGAUCGGAAGCGAGUGGAGACGGCGCUGGAGAGCUGUAACCUCCCGUCCGGGCGGAACGACUCCAUCCCUCUGGAGGAUUUAACCCCUGAGGUUUAUAAAUCAUUUAUCAAUCACCUCUGUCCACGACCUGAUGUUCACCAAAUCUUUACUGAUCUUGGUGCAAAGAGCAGAAACUGUCUGACGCUGGAUCAGAUGACCGACUUCAUCAAUAGCAAACAGAGAGAUCCACGGCUCAAUGAGAUCUUGUACCCGCCGCUGAAGACUGAACAAAUUAAACAGCUCAUGGAGAAGUUUGAGCCCAACCCGGAAAUGAUUGAGAAAGGGCUGAUCUCUGUGGAGGGCUUCACCAGGUAUCUGAUCAGUGAAGAGAACAGCGUCAUUCCUCCAGAGAAACUGGACCAGAGUGAAGACAUGAGCUUCCCCCUCUCACAUUACUUCAUCAACUCAUCACACAACACAUAUCUCACAGCGGGUCAGCUGGCAGGGAACUCUUCUGUUGAGAUGUAUCGUCAGACUCUGUUGUCUGGUUGUCGUUGUGUGGAGUUGGACUGUUGGAAGGGUCGUACCGCAGAGGAAGAGCCCGUCAUCACACACGGAUUCACCAUGACAUCUGAAAUCUCCUUCAAGGAAGUGAUUGAAGCCAUCGCCGAGUGUGCUUUUAAAACCUCUCCCUUCCCCGUCAUUCUGUCCUUCGAGAAUCACGUGGACUCUCCCAAACAGCAGGCCAAGAUGGCAGAAUAUUGCAGAUCGAUCUUUGGAGACGCUCUUCUGACUGAACCUCUGGAGAAAUAUCUUCUGGAGUCGGGUGUUCCUCUGCCGAGUCCUCAAGAGCUCGCGGGGAAAAUCCUCAUCAAAAACAAGAAAUCUCACCCCAAACCGUCUGACGGAAGCACAAAGAAGAAGCUGUCUGAGCAGGUGUCCAACACUAACAGUGAUUCCUCCAGCGUCUUUGAACCCUCGUCACCCAGCACUGGACCUGCUGCGUCCGCGGAGGUGGAUGCUGAAGAAGACGAUGAUGACGAAGAUGAUGACGACGACUGCAAGAAAUCCAUGGAUGAGGGCACGGCCGGAUGUGAGGCGUUUGCCACUGAAGAAAUGUCCACCUUAGUCAAUUACAUCCAGCCCACCAAAUUUCAUUCCUUUGAGAUUUCCAAAAAAACCAAACGCAGUUAUCAGAUGUCAUCGUUUGUGGAGACGAAAGCACUGGAACAGCUCACGAAGACCCCCGUAGAGUUCGUGGAAUACAACAAGUUUCAGCUGAGCAGAAUUUAUCCUAAAGGAACACGCGUGGAUUCCUCAAACUACAUGCCUCAAGUGUUCUGGAACGCUGGCUGUCAGCUCGUAGCACUCAACUUUCAGACUAUUGAUCUUUCAAUGCAGCUCAACCUCGGGAUGUACGAGUAUAACGGGAAAAGUGGAUAUAGACUGAAGCCGGAGUUCAUGAGACGGCCGGAUAAAAAUUUUGAUCCUUUCACAGAGAGCACAGUGGACGGGAUCGUAGCCAAUACUUUAUCAGUCAAGAUCAUAUCAGGACAGUUUUUGACAGAUAAGAAGGUGGGUGUGUACGUGGAGAUUGACAUGUUUGGACUUCCAGUGGAUACAAGACGUAAAGCUUUUAAGACAAAGACGUCCCAGAGCAACGCCAUCAACCCGGUGUGGGACGAGGAGCCCAUCGUCUUUAAAAAAGUGGUUCUGCCCACUCUUGCGUCUCUGAGGAUAGCCGUGUUUGAAGAGGGAGGAAAGUUCAUCGGUCAUCGUAUAAUUCCUGUCUCUGCCAUUCGACCAGGUUAUCGUUACAUUGGUCUGAGAAAUGAAAAGAAUCAAGCUCUGACUCUUCCGGCUUUAUUCGUGUAUAUUGAGGUGAAGGAUUAUGUCCCGGAUACGUUUGCUGAUGUUAUUGAAGCGCUCUCCAACCCCAUCAGAUACGUCAACUUAAUGGAGCAGAGAUCCAAACAGCUGGCGGCUUUGACUCUAGAAGAAGGAGAAGAAGAAAAAGAAAACCACGAGGCUGAAAGCAGUGUUGAACAUUCAUCAGAGGUUAAAACUGAACCCGGUCCUGCUCCGAUAGAGAACGGUCUGAGUCACACACCCAGCGUCGCUCCUAAACCUGCGUCUCAGAUCAGUGCUCAGCCACAGUCCACAGGCUCAAUGAAGCCGGCGGUGAAGACUGAAGAUCUGAUUCACAGUGUUCUCACCGAGAUGGAAGCUCAGUCCAUCGAGGAGCUGAAGCAACAGAAGACGUUCGUACGAGAACAGAGGAGACAUUACAAAGAGAUGAAGGACCUGAUGAAGAAGCAUCACAAAAAGACCACAGAGAUGAUCAAAGAACACACAGCCAAAUACAAUGAGUUCCAGCACGAUUACCUGCGCAGACGCGCCGUCCUCCUGAAAUCUGCCAAAAGAGAUGGUAAGAGGAGGUGUCUGUCAUCCAGUCCAGAACACGGACCGUUUUUUUUCGAGCAGGAGGUGGCCAAUCUGGAUCAGGAGAGUGGACAGAAACUGUCAGAACUGAAAGAGCAACAACAACAACAGCUGCUGAACCUCCGUCAGGAACAAUAUUACAGCGAGAAAUACCUGAAGAAAGAACACAUCAAACAGGUGAUCGAGAAGCUGACCGUCAUCGCAGAAGAAGGUCAAAGUCACCAGUUGAAGAAGCUGAAGGAAGUGUGUGAGAAAGAGAAGAAAGAACUGAAGAAGAGAAUGGACAAGAAGAGACAAGAGAAGCUGAAUGAAGCCAAAUCGAGAGAGAAGCACUUGACAGAAGAAGAGAAACUGGAGAUCAACAGGUCGUAUGUCAAUGAGGUGGUUCAUCACAUUAAGAGGCUGGAAGACGCUCAAACCAAAAGACACGAGAAGCUGGUAGAGACUCAUAAGAGCAUUCUGCAGCAAGCACUGGAUGAAAAACCCAAGCUUCAGAAUGACCUGGAUCAGGAAUAUCAGGAUAAAUUUCGCCGGCUCCCGCUGGAGAUCCAGGAGUUUGUCCAUGAAAGCACCAAGAGAAAGACUGAGGACGGAGACCAAGACGUUCUGCCGUCUUCUGCCACGCUGGAGAAACUCAAUCAGUCUGAAGAUGACAUGGAUGAAGAGAAGAAGGACUUGACCGUGUGAUGUCACACUUCUUCCAUCUUUACUUUGGAUGAGUCACGAUGGGUCGCUCCAGAUGACAUCAGACCUUCUUGGACCUGAAACACGUGGCUCAAUGUCAUGCUGGGGAAUUUAGUCUUCUGUUUUAUUUUUAUUUCUUGAUCUGAUUCUUCUUGAAAUGAGUGUUGUUUUCGGCAGGUGAUGGUCAUGAACACUGUAGCGACGAGUGGAUCUCACCCAAACAUUCAGGUCACAUUUCAUCCCGAAACCCAAAGAAAGAUUUAUUUCAUUUUGAGAUUGUAUAUUAUAUAUAUUAGAGGACGAUUAUGCACAUUUUCUCUCUAAAUUAAGUCAUAGGGCAAAACAAAUCUGGAUGUUUUACUUUUUAAAUCUAUUGAUGAUUUCCAUUGGAUUAUGUUGUGAAAUGUGACCUGGACUUGUGGUGAGUUGUGUGAGAUUCACACGUCUGGAUGAGAGAGUUAACCAGGUUUAUUUGCACUGAAACGAUGAUGAUGAUGAUGAAGAUUUGAAUCAUCUGCUGCUGUUGGCGAGUGUCGCUGGUGUAUAUUAGACGGACAGGUGAUGGUUUGGAGAUGCUGACGCUCAUUCUCUCAAACACUGACCGCUAACCGCUGUCAGGGACGCAUGCUUUCAGCCAAUCAAACGCUUUGUGCUUCUACGUCAGCAAUAUAGCUUGUGUUGUAAUGUGAUGACUAUUAUCAAUUUGUGAAGAUGUGUCGACAUUUACAAGCUUUAUUUAUUUAUUUAUUUUUUAGGAGGUUUUAAAAAAAUAUAAUUCUGUAUAUUUCCGUUUGAUUUGCUGUUUUUAAAUUCCUCUCGUUUCCGUUCAGGGGGUUAUAUGAUAAUGUUGUUUAUUUAAUCACUUUUGUGUGUAAUAUUGGCAGAAUUUUCCACUUAGCAUUAAUUUCACAGAGUGAAUCUCACGAGAGCUCAUCCAGAGCUUUCACCUCAAAAUAAUAAUUAAAAAUAUAUAUAUAUGUUUUGCCAUUAUGAGAAAAUGAGUCAUCCUCAAUAAUGAUUUUUUGCAUUGUGGUAGAAAUGUUUCAGACAUAAAUUGUGCAUGAUUGUCACGAUCAAACAGUUUUAGCUCAUUGUUUAAAGUGUGGUGAAAUGGGAUUGGAUUUCCUGAGAUUCACUCUGUGUUAAAUAAAAGAAGUAAUGCAGAUGAAGAAUAAAAUAUGAAAAUGGAUAUGCACUUUGGAGGUUUUUCAUGGUUAUGCAAACUUUCUACAUGACUCAAAAAGCAUGUAAUAUUAAAUAAUUUUUUAAUAUUUCAUCUUGUUAAGGAUGUAGGACACGUGUAAGGAUUUUAUGCCAAGUCAAAUUUCAUUUUGGAAUCUUUUACAUCACGGUGUCUUUAAGCAACUUGUUGGUUGUUUAUUUUUUACUUUGGUUUAAUAUACUGUAAAAAGUGCCAAAUGUGUUUUGUUUUUGUUCAGUUUUUAGCCGGUACUGAUGGUUCAAUAAAACCAUCAUAAAUGAUAAAACACGCAUGUUGCAUAAUGUCUGUUUAGUCUGUUUAUUGACUAAACCAGUUGGACUGUUUGCUUGAAAAGACUGAAAUGUUAAUGGAAACUGACACAGUCGCAGCUACUAAAGAGAGUUUAUCAUUUAUUCAUUUCCCCACAUCUUAUAGUUGACAUGUACAUUGAUCCUGUAUAUUCACUUCUUCGAGUAUUGUAUUGAAUUUUUACAACACAAUGAUUCUGUGCCAUUGUUUCUUUUUUGACCAAAAUCUUUUUGCAGCGUAAAAUUUCUUGAAUUCCUUUUUUGACUAUGAGAUUAUUUUUGAUGGGUUUAAAGUGAAGUCCUGUGCCUUUGAAUGUGUAUUCUAUGUUAGGUGUGGAAUGUAAACAGUGACGAUGAAUAGAUGCUCAUUUUUGUAUAAACCGUAAGCGCAAUUUUCAGGCAUUUCUACAGAAUUACUGUAGAUAGAGAUGAUCGUAUCAAACCCAUUACGAUACUGAAUGCCACACGUAUUCUUUUGCACUUCAAUCCUGUUUUUAAAACAUUUUGUCCCAUUAAGUUGUUAAUCUCACAAAUAUCAACAUCUUUGGAAGACAAAUAUUGUUGAAUGUAAGUUGUGCUCGUGCUGUGCAUUGGUUUCAAUAAAAUUGUUCUUGUGAAAUUUGGGC